AUGCCAGAGUCCACAAACUACAUUCCACCCUUAAGCUUUUCUCCAGUAGUGAGUACUGAUGUGUCUCUAUAUAGAUCAGGGUAUCCAAUGCCCUUAAACUUUCCCUUUAUUAGGGACCAACUUCACCUGCGAACCAUUAUUUACGUCGGCGAUAAACAAGAGCUCUCACAAGAAUAUCAAGAUUUCUUGGCCACAGAAAAUAUCAAAUUUCACAACAUAUUCAUGGACUCGUGCCGUGAUCCAGCUGUAGAUGAACGUAUGAACGAAGUACUAAAGCUCGUUCUUGACAUCGAUAAUUAUCCAAUCCUGAUUCACUCGAAUAAGGGCAAACACAGAGUUGGCGUCGUAGUAGGUAUCAUUAGAAAGGUUUUACAGGGCUGGUCACUUACGGGAAUAUAUCAGGAAUACGGAAUCUUCUCAGGUGGCCUCAAAGGGGAAGCCGACAUGGAGUACGUAACAAUGUUCGAAACUUGUCUCAAGGUACCGAAAGAGAAGGUUCCAAGAUUUGCUAUAUUUUGA
Molecule: messenger RNA, 519 nt
Organism: Zygotorulaspora mrakii
Lineage: Eukaryota; Fungi; Ascomycota; Saccharomycetes; Saccharomycetales; Saccharomycetaceae
Gene: OCA2
Product: Oca2p
Exons: 1
Coding region: 1-519 (172 amino acids)
Biological process (GO): protein dephosphorylation
Cellular component (GO): cytoplasm
Molecular function (GO): phosphatase activity; inositol diphosphate tetrakisphosphate diphosphatase activity
Source: RefSeq, a predicted model, not a curated record